Molecule: messenger RNA, 1596 nt
Organism: Trichoderma reesei QM6a
Lineage: Eukaryota; Fungi; Ascomycota; Sordariomycetes; Hypocreales; Hypocreaceae
Exons: 4
Coding region: 1-1596 (531 amino acids)
Biological process (GO): protein neddylation
Cellular component (GO): cytoplasm
Molecular function (GO): NEDD8 activating enzyme activity
Source: RefSeq, a predicted model, not a curated record
AUGACAGACAUCCUGGCACAGCAAACACCUCUCUCACUCCUCGGCCCCUCAGACAAGGAAAAGAAGUAUGACCGCCAGCUCAGGCUGUGGGCGGCCGAGGGCCAGGCUGCCUUGGAGUCGGCGAAUAUCCUACUCAUCAACUCGGGUCCCGGCACAGCGGGCGUCGAGACUCUCAAGAACCUUGUCCUACCCGGCAUUGGCAAAUUUACUAUUGCCGACAGUGCGACUGUCCAGGAUGAAGAUCUAGGCGUCAACUUCUUUCUGGACGAAUCAUGCCUCGGCAAACCGAGAGCUCGGUGCUGCACGGAGCUCCUCCUUGAGCUCAACCCGGAGGUAGAAGGAGUCUGGACAUCCAAAGAUCCCGCGAGCCUCCAGGAGCUGCUUGAUUCACCGGAAGUAUUCACCAUGGUCAUGUAUAGCCUUCCUCUACAUCCAGGCAUGCUUGAAGCCAUUGAGGCGUACGGUCGCCAGCAUCGGACGCCACUCGUCGCGAUUCACUCAGUGGGCUUCUACUCUUAUUUCCGCAUCACACUGCCCGGGACCUUUCCCAUCGUCGACACUCAUCCAGACGAGACUGCGACGACAGACCUAAGGCUCCUGGCCCCUUGGCCGGAGCUCUCUCAAUUUGCGAGAGAAAUGACCAAAGACAUUGAUAAUCUGGAUCACCAUGACCAUGGCCAUAUCCCCAUGGUUGUGAUUUUGCUUCACUAUCUCGAUAUCUGGAAACAACAGCACGAUGGCGCUUACCCACUAUCCUAUAGUGAGAAAACGGCAUUCCGACAGAUGGUGGCAGAUGCCAUGAGGCGAGACAACCCAGAAGGAGGGGAGGAAAACUUUGAAGAGGCCGUUGCUGCCGUUAUGAAGCAUGUCAAUCUGCCACAAGUCCCAUCAUCGCUCACAGAGGUUUUUGAAUACGAUCACAAGGAUGAACAACAAGCCAAGUCUAGUUUCUGGAUCAUUGCGGAAGCCAUGAAGCAGUUUUAUGCCGAGCACCAACGCCUGCCUGUCGCUGGUGGCCUGCCUGACAUGAAGGCGGAAUCUAGUGUCUACAUCAAGCUGCAGAAUAUCUACAAAGACAAGGCUCGGCAAGAUGCAAACGACGUCUUGGCCAGAGUCCGCAAACUUCCGGGAGGCGAAAACGUUGAUCUGGUGGAGGUGGAGCUUUUUUGCAAAAAUGCGCGGUUCAUCAAGCUCAUUAAUACCAGGACAGAGACCCCCCUGAGUUUGGAGCAGAUCAUCGAACGCGAGCUCAGCAACGACAAUACGGCUGCUGUUGUCGGGCCGGAAAUGCCAUUCUCCCUGAUCCCCAUCUACCUGGCAUUGAGCGUAUUAUCGCAUAAUCCGAUGGCUUCAGCUGAUGAGAUUACAGCCGCGGUCUGUGCAAUGGCGCCAGCUCUCAAGGGCAACGAGCGCCUGACGCAAGUGGCCCAGGAGCUGUCGCGAGCAGCUGGCGGGGAGUUGCACAAUAUCUCGGCCGUGACUGGAGGAAUGGUGGCACAAGAGGUGAUUAAGAUCAUUACGAAGCAAUAUGUCCCCAUCGAUAACACGUGUAUAUUCGACGGGGUCGAGAGCCGAUGCCAAGUAUUGCGGCUAUAG